Coprinopsis cinerea okayama7#130 is the source of this 2646-nucleotide messenger RNA. RefSeq lists its product as hypothetical. The record is from RefSeq and is a predicted model, not a curated record. Bases 1 to 2646 code for a protein of 881 amino acids. Lineage: Eukaryota; Fungi; Basidiomycota; Agaricomycetes; Agaricales; Psathyrellaceae. The transcript has 5 exons.
AUGUCCACCGACACUGCACAGGGUACGACGAGCAACACCACCAACAACAACAACGGGAACGCAGCGACUUCGAGCACCACAACCACCACCAACGUCGAUCCCACCACAUCUCCCAUCCUGGCCUCCCCAACGGGUCAAGCGCGAACCAACCACGAGCUCGCGCAGCUCCUGGCGCAGGCCUACGCCGAGAUCGACGUCCUCCGUCGCGAACUGUCCCAGACGAAGCGGCGGGCAGACAAAGCAGAGCGACUCGCGACGACGCUCAGUGCUGCAGCAGAAAACACCAACGGAUCGUCCUCGUCCACGCCCGUCAUCUCCGAGGCUGCCGCUCGGAUUAUCCGCGACCUCGAAGAACGCAUCUCACUCGCCGAGCAUGCCCGCGACGAAGCCGAGUCGCGACGGCGACUGCUAAUCGAGCAGUGGAGUACCGUGGAGAGUUAUCUAGGGCAUCUGGAGUACAAAGCGCAGGAGACACGGGCGAAUUUUGGGCGGGUGUUGAAAGAAGGAGGAGUAGUUGGAGGAGGAGUUGUGGCAGGUACGCUUCAGAGUCUCCCGCCGAUGCCUCCGCCGUCUGUGCCGUCCUCAUCAAAGUCUUCUCGACAUCGCCAAGGUCAUAACCACGUCUAUGCCCCCGUUUUUCCGCCAGCUGCACCCGGCCUCAGGCGUCCGCGGACACCGAGCCUCGAUUCCGCGUAUCCGCCACCCAAACGAUCACGAGGAAACGAUGAUACAAGAGAGCCUCGUGUCUCUUACAACAACGAACCCGUGGUGCACGGGCUACCACCCCAUCCGAGCGACCCAUCGUACCACCGCCAGCACCCGCCGAUUCGCGUCAUCCAGACCGGCGAAAAGCAUGCUGGUCGCCCGAGCCACUCUCGGUCUUCUAGCCGAUCCAGCGCAAGCUCAAUGGACGUCGACGAGAUGCUUCUCCGCACGACCACCGAUGACCGCUCUGCUUCUCAGCCCAACGGCGCCGGCGCCGCCUCCGCCUCCCCACACCCACACCCGGCCUCGAUCAACCCGCUACACCACAUCCAGUCCUCCCAUCGUUCGAGACACUCGAGAUCUCAACCGCGAUCCGGCGUCCCGUUAUCCGAGUCCGAGUACCAGCAACAGCAGCAGUAUCCGCGAAGAAUCGAUACAUACCCCGCGUCACAAUCCAUCCCACUUCGAAAGGAGCAUACCGUUCAAUCGCCGGCUCAACUGCAAACUUAUCAAACUCAUAUCUUUGCGCCUCCCGUCACGGGCGCACCCAUCAAAAAGAGCAAGUACUCGAGUGCCAAUCUCGCUGCUCACGGAAGUGUAGUCGGACUAGAUUCGCAGUCGCCGAAUGCGCCACCUGUUCCUGCAUUCCCAGCUACGAAUGCCCAGGGUCAGCGGAUAUGCCGGCAGUGUGGCCAAGCUGGGCGCUACAAGGAUGGCAAGUGUGUGGAAAAGUGGGGUCCUGGCCCGCUAGGUCCUGGAACUGUCUGUGAUCGAUGUCGCAAGAAGAUGAAGCGCGUAGAGAGGCGGGGUACACUUGAAGCUCAGCAGCAGGCGGCGCAAGCGCAGCAAUUGGCUGCUGCUGCUACGAUGAGCAGUGUGUCGCAGUCACAACAACACCAUGAUGUGAGGAGUUUGCAGAGGACGGAUACGAUUCCUGCGAAUGCGUCGCCGACCACGAGUGCGAGGGAGAAGCCUGGUUCAUCUGCGACGACUUCGGCUACAACGACGACGGCGGCGGCGGCACCGGCAACGUCAUCGUCAGCGGCGAAUAACCCCCCGAAAGUGUCGCACGUCCGUACUGCGGUGUCGGGUGCUGAUGCAGGUGGGGCCCGCUCCGGGUCUCGAAGUGCGCCCACAACGAACGGGAACCCCUCUUCUUCGUCGUCUUCGCUUGCGAGGUCGAGUUUGCACCAUGGGUCUGCGAGGUCGGCUGCGCACCACCCUCCUUCAACCUCUUCAUCGCAUGCUGCGACGUCCUCUUCGAGACCGCACCCCAGCAACAACACGGGUAGUGCAGGAGGUGGAAAUCAGGACCGGUCCCCACCGAUUGCGAUUGCGCAUACGCGUUCCCCGGUGGAUGUUACGAUGACUGAUUCGGAUGCUGAUGCUGAUGCGGAGGCUGAAGCUGAGGCUGAGAUUUUGGGUGCUGUUGAGGCUAGUAGUAGCGCUAACCACACCACCACCACUGCUCCUUCCGCGGGUACGAUAACGGGGAAGGAUGGGGCUGGACGUGGGUAUGUGGGUGGAGCGGGGAAGAGUGUUAUCCCCGGAGGAGGGGGAGGAGGGAAGAGUGUUGGUCCGGGAGGACGGAUUGUUGCGUACCCUGGAGGAGUAGGAGUGGGGGUAGGCUCGGACGGGGACGGGGAUGGGGAUGGGGAGGACGAGUUGCUUGAUGAGCUUGGAGAUGCGGAGGGUGAUGUUGAUGCUAUGGAUGCGGAUGGGGAGAGGGAUGGCUCGGGGUAUAGAGAUGGGGAUGGGUAUGGGUAUAGAGAUGGGGAGAGGGAUAGGGAUGGCUAUGGGGAGAGGGAUAGGGAUGUGGAUGCUGAUGGAGAUGGGGAAGGAGAGGUGGAAGGAGAAGAUGGGGAUGCGGAAGCUGAGCUUUUGGAAGCUGUUGAUGCUGCUGAGAGGAAUAGUAGUGGUGGGAGUAGUCGGGGUGUGUGA